CGGACUUGGCCGGGCCAGAUUCCCAUCGGAGUCGAUUUCGUGCUUUCGGCAUAAGUGGUGAACUAGGGCCGAAUAGAGAAUUGUUGGGGGAUUGGCUGGACAGAUAGACGGAGCGGCGGUUGCCGAUACGGGAUGUAAGUAAACGAACCUGCUAUCAACAACUAUAAAUGAGACCUUCGCUGCUGCUUUGAGAUGAAACCUUUUUGAGAAAGAAGACCUCAUCCCAACUCAUCCCUUCCCAAUACAAUUAUGAAGUCCUUCAGCGCUAUUUUCACCGGCAUCGCUGGUCUUGCCUCUGUCGCCUCGGCCACCGUCCAGGGUUUCGACAUCUCUGGAUACCAGCCCAACGUUGACUUUGCGGCUGCGUACAACAGCGGUGCUCGCUUUGUCAUGAUCAAGGCUACCGAGGGUACUGGCUUCAUCGACUCUACCUUCAGCAACCACUACACCGGUGCCACCAACGCUGGCUUCAUCCGUGGUGGUUACCACUUUGCCCGCCCUGAUGUUUCCUCUGGUGCUGUCCAGGCCAACUUCUUCCUCAAGCACGGCGGUGGAUGGUCUGGUGAUGGCAUCACCCUCCCCGGCAUGCUUGAUAUCGAGUACAACCCCUACGGCGCCACCUGCUACGGCCUCUCCCACAGCCAGAUGGUUGCCUGGGUCUCCGACUUUGCCGAGACCUACAAGGCUGCUACCUCGCAGUACCCCAUCCUCUACACCACUGCUGACUGGUGGAAUACUUGCACUGGCAACGCUGCUGGCUUUGGUGACAAGUGCCCUCUGUCGCUUGCUCGUUACGCUAGCUCACCCGGCACCAUCCCCAACAACUGGCCUUACCAGAGCUUCUGGCAGAACAGCGACAAGUACGCCUACGGUGGUGACUCUCAGAUCUUCAACGGUGCCUACUCUCAGCUCCAGAAGAUUGCCCGUGGUGGUUAAAUCAACCUACUGCACAUAUGAAGAGGACAUGUAUAUAAGUAUAUCGAAAAAGAAAUAAGAUACUCUGGUUCGAUAUU
[Torrubiella] hemipterigena is the source of this 1013-nucleotide messenger RNA. The record is from the annotation of a GenBank genome assembly. Lineage: Eukaryota; Fungi; Ascomycota; Sordariomycetes; Hypocreales; Clavicipitaceae.